Molecule: messenger RNA, 2301 nt
Organism: Cantharellus anzutake
Lineage: Eukaryota; Fungi; Basidiomycota; Agaricomycetes; Cantharellales; Hydnaceae
Exons: 3
Coding region: 1-2301 (766 amino acids)
Molecular function (GO): protein binding
Source: RefSeq, a predicted model, not a curated record
AUGUCACAAGAAUAUUUCGAGGACCCAACUUCAUCUCAGGUCACUCAUCCCACUGGCGAUCAUGACGGGCCGCGGCUCGUUAUCACAGCUCUCCCAGUGGAGAUUUUAGUCAACAUUUUAAAGUACCUUCCCUUGAGUGGUCUCUUGAGAUGCAAACAGGCGAGUUUUUAUAAGGACUUGGCUCGCUCUUCCCUCAAGCCCUCACGAAAACAUCUCAUGAUUUUAUAUAAAUGGUGUUUACAGACAACCAAAGCACUUUUUUAUGUUAUCGAAGGAUCGUUAGUGCUCCAGUAUAAGAUUGAGCGUGAGGCUUGCCUCCUGGCUGGUGCCGUUGCUGCUUACCUAAAUCGACUCCCAGCGGCAGAGAAACUUUCGGAUCUUCGCAGGCGGGAGGUUGGAUGGGCUAGUCUGAAAUGGCAGCCUCAAACAUAUACCAUUCCGAUCGAUCCAUCGGAUUCUAUUCGUGGUUUAUACGAACUGCAGCACGGAUUCUUCGCGCGUGGGUGGUGCAAAGCAUCCACAUCGGGAGAACCUGAUGGUUUGUGGCUUCAGCCUCUUCCGGGAGUCGUGGGUCGUCCUUCGAGUACAAAGAGUCGCAGAUUAUCACUAGUACCUAAUUCGAUUGGUUCUGGGAGUCAGGUCAGCCUGGAAGGUGGAGAUGACGAUGGUGUUGAGAUAGACUCGAUUCAAACGCCUAUUUUCAACUAUCUUGGCUUCGAAUUUCAGGAGUUCAAUAUCGAUCCAGAACAGAAUUUGGCCGUUUACGUUUGCCGGGGCCCUGAUAUUGAUGGGGAUCUUGGCAGCAUGAUUGUCAAAAUAAGGCAAAUGUCUGACAAUGCCUUACACCCGCUUGCCCGAUACGAGACCCUCGAUACUCGUUCGAUGUCGCCUGAACAGUGCAUGUAUUAUGUGGAGAUAUUUGGCGACUUUAUUGGCGUCAUGGUACGGGGGCUCCUCGUUACGAAUUGUCGCUUUUGGAUUUGGAACUGGAAGACAGGCAUAUGUCAAUGUGAAUUGUCGGGUUUCAGGAUGGAUUCGUUUCUUUUCUUGUCCCCACGACAUUUCGUCAUUCCUCGACGCGAGGGGUCUUUCGCCUCUUUAUUGGUCUAUGCGUUCAGACCGUGUUAUUACGACGGGCCCCCUACUAAACCUUGUCUUCCAUCUCAGCAUAUUGCAACAUUCCAAUUACCACAAUUGUCCUCGGGGUCGGCGUUUUCACGUCCUAUCUGGUUGCGCUGCGAGCCUACUCCUGUCUUCGAAGCUCCAGAAUAUGAAAAAUUAUCUCCAGAGGAACCGCCACCUGCAGACGGACCUACUCCAAAUACAUCCUUGCCACUAGGUUCGGCCGGAGGCCCCUCCACAACGACGAACAAUCCGCCGAAACCAGCACCUGCUAACGCUCUCAACGGAUUGUUCGUUCGUCCACGCCAGGACGAUUUCAGGGUUGCAGUCUUUUCAUUUGGUCUGGGGUCCGCCAUCGAACCAGAUGCAUACAAAAUGUUUGUUGCCAUGUCCGAUAUCUACCGCAUGGCUAAACGUUUCGAGAGUGAAUUUCAUGCGAGUAGGGAGACACUGCACCAUCAUCCAGACGCCAACCCCGAUAACGUCCAUGCCCUUCCUGUCCAUGUCCCAUGGGAUAAUUGGGGACGUCGCUCUGCGCGUUUAUUGGAGAUUUCGGGUGGAGAGACAUGGGUGUGCUAUAUUUUCAUGAACCGAUACAUCUUUCGCACCCUCGAGUUCGAACUGGUGCCCGGAGAGGUUGAAGAGAACGUUAUACAUCUAGAUCAGAUUUGCACUUCCCGCCUCCAUGUGCUGGAUUUCAACCCUUAUUCGGUCCUUGCUGGAUCUGUCCCUAAAAGGAACGAUAUGCCACCUACAUGGGAAACCUUGUUUGGAGACACUGUGUUUGCUGAGGACGCCCGGGCCUCUAAUUCCGAUGAUGGGGUCGAGCACAGUGUGGACAUGGAAAGACAGUCAGGCGUCGAGGAGCCCCCGUCAUCCCAUUCGAAUGAGCCAUCAAGGAUGUCAAAGGAUUACAGGAUCUGGGGUCGUAUGGAGACUCACCUGGAGUCGACUGAAUCGCUCGACCUCGGCUUCGCUUGCCCGGUCAUCAGUAGACUUCCAUACCGCCAGGUGACAAGUAAUGAAACAUUCCCAGGGGACGUGUCACCCAUGAUAGAUGCGGAGAGGAUAUUGCUUGUUGAUGUGAGUCUUUACUUCAAGAACCUUGGUCAUAGUAUGUUCGACUACAUUCUGGUUUUUCAGAACACACGAGACACCGUGGAAGUUUUGGUCAUUUAA